CAAAGCUGGGUAAGGCACGAAAAUACUGAAAAUCCAUUAUCUUUGAGCUGCAGUUGUUUGCUUGACUCGUAGUUCUGGAUGUUUCGUUACCUGUGAGAAUCGAGUGUUGAGUGUUGUGCAAGUGAAAUGGAUAAGGUUAAUGCAUUGAAGGACAAAGGAAAUGCCGCCCUACAAGCGGGCAAGCUCGACGAAGCGAUUAAAUGUUAUACCGAUGCAAUAGCGCUGGACAAAAACAAUCACGUUUUAUACAGUAACCGUUCAGCAGCGUAUGCAAAAGCAGGAAAGUACUCUCAGGCACUGGAAGAUGCGGAAAAAACUGUGGAAUUGAAACCUGAUUGGGCUAAGGGUUACAGCAGGAAAGGAUCUGCUUUAGCAUAUCUGGGCCGUCUAGCUGAGUCUGUUAAAGCAUAUGAAGAGGGUCUGAAGAAAGAACCUGACAAUGCCCAGUUAAAGAAAGACUUGGAAGAUGUAAAAGCUCAACAGUUUGCUGAGAAGGGGAUGGCAAACCCAUUUAGAAUGCCAGAUUUAUUUAUUAAAUUGAGAAGUGAUCCUCGUACUCGAGCGUAUUUGGAAGAUCCUGAUUAUGUGAAAUUGAUAAAUGAACUGCAGAAUAAUCCAAAUAGCCUAGGGACCCAUUUACAUGAUACCCGAAUUUUAACAACACUAAGUGUUUUACUUGGAUUAAACAUUGAUCCUCAUGGAGAUGAAGAAAUGGAAACUGAACCUAUACCCCCUAAACCCGAAACACCAAAACACCACUCACAAUCGAAUACAAAACCGAAAGAAGAGAAGACAAAUGACAAUCUCUCUGGAAGUCAAAUAAAAGCACGGAAAGAAAAAGAUCUUGGAAAUGAAGCGUACAAGAAGAAAAAGUUUGAAGAGGCUUUGAAUCAUUAUAACAAAGCAGUUGAACUGGAUCCGACUGAUAUGACCUUUCUUAAUAACAUAGCAGCUGUCUAUUUUGAACAAAAGGAGUAUAAAAAGUGCAUUGAACAGUGUGAAAAGGCUAUUGAAAUUGGGAGAGAAAAUAGGGCUGAUUUUAAAUUGAUUGCCAAAGCCUUUACCAGAAUUGGGAAUGCCCACAAAAAACUUGGGGACCUGUACAGUGCAAAAACUGCAUUUGAGAAAUCCAUGUCGGAGUUCAGGAACCCUGAGGUGAAGGCUUUGCUUUCAAAUGUGGAGAGAGAGAUAAAGGAAUUAGAGCGAAAGGCAUACAUUGAUCCAGCUAAAGCUGAAGAAGAGAAGGAGAAAGGAAAUGAACUCUUCAAAAAUGGCAAUUAUGCAGAAGCUGUCAAACACUACACAGAGGCAAUAAAGCGGAAUCCUGAUGAUCCAAAACUAUACAGCAACCGUGCUGCAUGUUACACAAAACUUGCUGCAUUUGACUUGGGACUAAAAGACUGUGAGAAAUGUCUUGAAUUGGAUCCAAAGUUCACUCGAGGUUGGAUAAGAAAAGGUAAAAUCCUGCAGGGAAUGCAGCAAUCUGGCAAAGCCAUCUCAGCAUACCAAAAAGCAUUGGAACUAGAUCCAUCAAAUGCUGAAGCUAUUGAUGGCUACAGAACCUGUACAAUGGCAGUAAACUCAAAUCCAGAAGAAGUUCGCAAGAGGGCAAUGGCUGAUCCUGAAAUACAAGCUAUUAUGCGAGAUCCAGCCAUGAGAGUUAUUUUAGAGCAAAUGCAGAAUGAUCCGAAAGCUCUUGCAGAGCAUUUGCAAAAUCCUGAAAUUGCCUCAAAGAUUCAGAAGCUGUUGGAAUCAGGAUUGAUUGCUAUUCGUUGAUGUAAUGAGAGAGACUAAUUUGCUCUGACUCAUCCGUUUGAUCUGCACAGGUGUUGUAACAUCACCAGCGCUCAGUCAUCUUCGCCUGAAUUUUGUGCAUUUAUUGGCAAAUAAUGUAAUUCUUGUAUUGUCUAUGUUUCAUUGUAUUUUUAUAUUCAGGAUGUGUUAUUUAGACGACUGAUGAAUGUUUAGAAAGCCAUUUGACUAUUUGUUUUACUGCCAGGUGCACAGAUAAUUUGUUACGAGCUAACAGAAGACAAUGAUAGUGUUUAAUGACACUAGGAGAAGUUUUUUGAUUUGUUAGUGAAACAGAGAUGUUAUGUGAACUUUAAUUCCUACUGACACCAUAAAUUAUUGGCAUUAUUAUGUGACUGUUGAAAGUGCUAAUUACUGUAUUCUUUCAGAAUACAAAAUAAAAUUUAUAGGGGCAUAUGUUCCAUGAAGGAGAUAAGCCCUAUACCUUUACAUUAUCUGUAGUAAGUUUUUAUCAAAUUUUUGUAAUGCGAAUGAGUUCAUUGCUUCCUAUGACCAUCAGUUCAGUAUUGGAGACAAGUAACAAUGGUCUUAGUCUCAUGGCACACCAUUUAUGACAAUUUAUUAAAUAAAUUACUGUUUAUGAUAAGAA
Molecule: messenger RNA, 2401 nt
Organism: Schistocerca nitens (vagrant locust)
Lineage: Eukaryota; Metazoa; Arthropoda; Insecta; Orthoptera; Acrididae
Gene: Stip1
Product: stress-induced-phosphoprotein 1
Exons: 11
Coding region: 127-1776 (549 amino acids)
Molecular function (GO): Hsp90 protein binding
Source: RefSeq, a predicted model, not a curated record